This is a messenger RNA of Verruconis gallopava, 2382 nucleotides long. RefSeq lists its product as uncharacterized. Gene Ontology annotation, molecular function: phosphatidylinositol binding; ubiquitin binding. The record is from RefSeq and is a predicted model, not a curated record. Lineage: Eukaryota; Fungi; Ascomycota; Dothideomycetes; Venturiales; Sympoventuriaceae. The coding region runs from base 386 to 2125 and encodes 579 amino acids. The transcript has 2 exons.
AUUUCGUGGCCGCCUCGCUCGUCGCCUCUUCUUUUCUUUUCGAACCCGACCUUGCUUUGUCGCCUUUGCGCCCCGUAAAAGGGGAUCCCGUCACCUGCGCCCGCCUCGUGCAGCGACCUUAGCGCCAGCCUGGACCCUUGCCGAAGCCCCAACGUUCAAUAGGCAUCCUCGCUGCGAUCGCACCCGGAGCAGCAGACGCUGGCCAGCGCCAUCCUUGGGCCGAGUCAUCCUGACCUUCGUAUAACUUGCACCUAUACGGACCGUGGCACGAUCCGAGAAGAACGCCCGGUGUGCUCCUCCAUCGUCCCACGCGGCAGAGCGCUUUGCGGCCGGCAUCCAACUCAACCCGAACGCAGCAAGGCUGACCGCUGCGGAAGUGCACACAAUGGUGAUCAAGCGAUUCUCGAACAUGCUGGGAAGCCGGCACGGCUCGAACCCCUUCUCGAGGAGCCGCGCGACGGAUGCGGCGGAGCCUGAUCCGGUCGUCAACUACAGCGAGGACUCACCCGAGGGCAGCGCCGUCAAGGCUGUGAAACUCUUCUGCGAGUCGGACGGUGCGAACGAGCAGGGCGAGGAGGUGCUGCAUCUACCCACCAUCGUAGAGGCUGCCGAAUCCAGCCCAGCGGCCGCUCAGGUGGCCGCGCAGCAGAUACGCAAGUUCCUAGGCAAAGACUACUACAACCGACCGCACGUGCAGUACAACGCCGUCAUGCUGAUCAGAAUCCUCUCCGAGAACCCGGGUGCCACGUUCACGAGGAACAUCGAUCAGAAAUUCACAGGCGCAGUCAAGGAGCUGCUACGGAACAACAAGGAUCCCAGCGUGCAGCAGAUCAUGAGGGAGACGUUGCAAGCGCUGUACAUGGAGAAGGCGUACGAUACCAAUCUGGCGACCCUUUUCGCAAUGUGGAGCAAGGAGAGUGGCAUGAACAUCUCGCAGUAUACCCGCGCCAGUGGCGCCGGUCAGCACGUUGGCCAAGGUCGUAGCAUGCAGCAACAGCCUGUUCCGCAGAACGGCUCGUACGGCAGGUCGAGAGAAACUACCCUGCCGCCUCCUGUCGAGCUUGCCGCACGAAUAGAAGAGGCAAAGACGUCGGCGAAGCUGCUUCAGCAGCUCGUUCAGUCCACGCCCCCGAGCGAGCUUCAAACCAACGAGCUGAUCAAGGAGUUCGCGGAGCGGUGCCAAAACGCGCAGAGAAGCAUGCAUGGCUUCAUGAACUGCACCAACCCGGUGCCAGACGAUGAAACUAUGCAGACUCUGAUCGAGACCAGCGAACAGCUCAGCCUUGCCGCUAGCAAGCACCAGCGCGCCGUGCUGCAAGCGCGAAGAGCAGGCCAUUCCGCAUCUCCUGCGCAGCCGGAGAAUGGCUACGUUCCUCCGGCAGGGCCCCCGCCGUCGCAGAACGUUCCAAACACGGGCUAUUCAAGUGCCAAUGCCGCACCUUCCUCUACCUUCACUCCCACAGCGACGCAUGACCUGCAAGCCUACUCGCCUCCCCCAGCGCCGCCGGCCGCCAUGCGCGACAACCUACAAAGGCGAUCCACAGGCGAGUACCCCCCCUCCUCGAUGGGCGCGCAGCCUCCAUCCCUCAAGCCUGCUGGCCCUCCAAGGCUUCCGCAGGUAGCUACAGAAGAAGACCCUUUUUCAGACACCAACGUCUAUAAUGCGCCCAGGGAUCCACCCCCGGGUAAACCCUCUUCCAUUGAACCCGUCUCCGCAUCUUCCUACGGCGAAGAAGGAGAGUACGAUCCCUACCGCACCACGCAUCCUGCCGCUGCUAUCGUAGCCGCCCGCGCCGCGCGUCCCGCGGCCCCUUCGGAGCCAGCGGAAUCCUGGCGCGACAAGAGCCCCGGCAGCCAAGGAAGCUACAACCCGGGGUACACGUCCACGCCGAGCUACGUGAGGAGACAAGAGAGCGGAGGUGACCACCUAACCAUGCACGGUGCGGGAAUUGAAGAUGCCCUGCCGGAAGAGAGAAUCACGCAGAGCGCGGGGCGGUACGGACGGGUCAGCCCGGACGAUACCCGCGAUGACGCAAGUCGCCUAGACAGCCUCCGGGGGGACGUGAGUCCUUUAGAGAGCAGGCAUAGUGGGCCGCUGGGAUCAGCGACUGGUCAUAGGUCCUAGAACGGCCCAGGUGAUUUUGCGCGGAUGGUUUGGUUUCGAUGUGAAUCUAGUCAAAGAAAGCAUCUCUUGGGGCGAGGAUUGUCUGCUAUGUGUUGUUCAUUUCUCGAAGUGGCUUUUCUAAAAGAGGUAUACUCCCUUUUGCAGGUUGAACAUUUGUGUCUCUCUUGUUUGCGCAGCAGAAAGAUUGGGACGGAGGUACGGUAACGACGCGAGUGUGGAGGCUUGAAAAGAAAAGAAAUGCUAUGCUUUUUUCAUCG